Messenger RNA from Phialemonium atrogriseum, 4316 nucleotides. RefSeq names its product NUC173 domain-containing protein. The transcript is spliced from 2 exons. The record is from RefSeq and is a predicted model, not a curated record. Lineage: Eukaryota; Fungi; Ascomycota; Sordariomycetes; Cephalothecales; Cephalothecaceae. The coding region runs from base 191 to 4057 and encodes 1288 amino acids.
UAGACAGUGUCCAGGGUUAGGGUUGUGCUAGGCAAACCAUCGACCCUUAUCGCCUGCCUGCGGGGUGAUAAGGAUUUUCAUGGGCAGAAAAAAAAAAAAAGUUGAAUGAAACCACUGGCCUGGUUUAUUGCAGGUGCAUCAAUCCAAGCAUCGCAAGACUGGUGACUUGAUCCCACGGUCAACCGCAAAGAUGCCGUCCGUCCCACUUGCUGAAAAGCUUGAUAAGAUUCGGUCACCAAAUCUGCAGAGCCAGCAGCAGACCGCCGUUGUGCUCGCCGCAGUCGAGUCGACUUUAAAGGACCAGAAUACGGAGGCAACCCCGACAGCCUACUUCGCGGCCCUGCUAGCCCUGCUCAGCCAGGCCACCUCCGACGACGCCCAGAACAAGGCUCUUCCCACGUCGGUCGUCUACCUUCUCGAUAUUGUUACGCCUUUUGCCCCCCACCCACUCCUCCGCGCCAAGUUCACCCAGAUCCUAAGUCUUCUGGCUCCGGUGAUCUCACACCCCGAGGCAGAUGCGCCCACAGUUCGACCAUCGAUAGGAUGUCUAGAAUCCUUACUCAUUGCCCAGGACUCGGCAGCAUGGGAGCUGUCAACUGCUCAGAUUGGUCCUCGCCGGGCCAUUGCGGCUCUUCUAACCUUGGCAUUGGACCAUCGGCCGAAGGUGCGGAAAAGGGCGCAGGAUGCCUUGAAGAGCGUCCUCAAGGCGCCGCCGCCAAGCCCGUCCCUUGAUCACCCGGCUGCGGGUAUGUGCGCCGAGACCGCUAUGAAGAGCCUGGCGGACCUGGCGGAACAAGGAGUCCGGAUGAAGAAGGAGAAGAAGGGUGUCGAAUCCGUCAACAGCCCCGACCUCAUACACGCCCUCCAGUUGGUCAAGACCAUUGCUUCUGCCAGUGGGGGGUGGCCUAGCAAGAAGAUCGAAGAUCUCUGCGAGCUUCUGCUCGGAAUCGCAAGGACCGGGAACGAGCACAUGACCAUGGCCGUCUUCGACAUAUUCGAUAUGAUAUUCGAGGGCAUGGCAGAUGAGAUUGCCUCCUCAAAGCUCCCACGGCUCCUGGAAAUCAUCUCGGAACUUCGCCCGGCGGCGAAUGACACACAGCUGCUCCCCCCGUGGAUCGCAAUCCUCUCUAGGGGAUAUGAUGUCUUUGCUCAGAUAGAGCCGGAAGAAACGUUCCAACAGCUACCGGACCUCUUCGUCCUGGUCUCGGAGUUCAUGGAGUCACAUUCGAAGAAUAUCCGCAUCUCGGCGUCUGAGUGCAUGAUUUCCUUCGCAGCAAACUGUAUACCAGCGCAAGUCAUACUCGAGCCGUCUAUAUAUGACGAGAAGAUCCUGGAGAAACUUGCAAAAGUUCUCGAGGGCCUGCUCACGGUUAAAUACCAGUCCGCGUGGGAGGAGACUUUCAACGUCAUAGGAGCCAUGUUUGAUUCUCUGCGAUGGAGAGCCUACCCAUACCUUUCGGUUGUGACGGGUACUAUCGGAGAGAUGCGAGGGAAUGACGCCUUCGCUGGCAAGAAGGAGGCCGAUGUUGUCCUUGGGAAGGCCGUUCGGGCUAUGGGGCCGGAGGCGGUUCUGAAUGUCUUGCCUCUGAAUCUCGCCAAGCCGGUCAAAGGCCAGCCCGGUCGAGCUUGGAUGCUGCCGCUCCUUCGCGACUAUACAGCCAACACGCGUCUCGCCCACUUCAAAACCGAGCUUGUGCCGCUUAGCGAGAUCAUGUUCCAGCGAGUCCUUGAUCACGGAGAGGCGCCCAAGACGAUGGAGGUCAAAAUCUACGAGACGGUCGUCCAGCAAAUCUGGUCUAUUCUCCCCGGAUACUGCGACUUGCCCCUUGAUUUGACCGAGGCUUUUGACCAGGGCUUUGCCGAGAUGCUUGCGAAUCUUCUGUACCAGCAAGUAGACCUGCGACUGGAUGUCUGCCGUGCCCUCAAGGCGCUCGUCGAGUCCAACCAGGCCAUUGCUUCCAUCGACGAAGAGGAGGACCUAAUUCUACAAAGCAGGGUGACGAAGGCCGAUGCGCAAAAGAACCUCGACUAUCUCGGUACUUUCUCUGGCAACUUCCUUGCCGUGCUCUUCAAUGUCUAUGGGGCCACGAUGCCACAAAGCCGGGGCCCGAUUCUGCAGACGAUCAACGCCUACUUGAGCGUCACGCCGCCCAAGGAGUUGAUGGAAACGUUCGAUCGGGUCUGCAAGAUGUUUGCCUCAGCCUUGCAAGAAGAGACUCCCAAAAAACAGGGAGAGAAGCCCGAACAAUCGGCUUCGCAGACGCCAUCUACCACCCAUACCUUGAUGGACCUCGUCAUCACCAUGGCCAUCUACCUUCCUCGGGACAGCUUUGGAACCCUCUUUGAAAUCGCCACGUUGGUGAUCUUCAAAGACGAUGACCCCCAGCUACAAAAGAAGGCAUACAAGCUCAUACCGCGGCUGGCUGACUCACCAACGGGGAAAGCUGCUCUGGAAGAGAGGCACGAAGAACUUCAGGCCCUUCUCGUAACCAGUGCUGAGAAAGUUUCUGCACCGGCGAGGAGGGAGCGGCUUGCGGCAAUCUCUGCUUUCUUACCUCUCCUCCCAAAUACUUCAUUGCACUUCAUCCCGUCCAUCCUGUCCGAGGUUGUCAUAAGCUGCAAGGAGCAGAACGAGCGAGCGAGGUCGAUGGCGUUCGACCUCCUCGUUCAAAUGGGUGAAAAGAUGGCCGCCGCCGAUGGCGCCAUGAUCGACAAUAGCAAAGCCCCCCAUAUGCCCAAGGACGCACCCGCAGCCGCGGCAACGAUCGAAGAGUAUGUCACCAUGGUCAGCGCCGGUCUUGCGGGGAGCACUCCGCAUAUGAUAUCCGCCUCCAUUACAGCCAUCACCCGGAUCCUCUACGAGUUCCGGGAGUCGCUGAGCACUUCCACCCUGGCAGAUCUGGUGCAGACCAUGGACCUCUUCCUGACGUCGAACAAUCGAGAGAUUGUGAAGAGCGUGUUAGGCUUCGUCAAGGUCUGCGUCAUCAGCUUGCCGACCGAGAUGGUCCAGCCGCGCCUCGUCAGCCUUAUCCCCAACCUCAUGAUUUGGAGCCACGAGCACAAGGGGCACUUCCGAGCAAAAGUCAAGCACAUCCUCGAGCGCAUGGUCCGCCGGUUCGGCUUCGAAGCCGUAAAUACCAACUGCCCGGAGCCGGACAGGAAGCUCAUCAACAACAUCCGCAAGACAAAGGAGCGGGCAAAGAAGCGGAAGGGUGCCGCCAAGGACGAGGACGGCGAGGACAGCGGCGAGGGCGGCGAGGAGGGGCCCUCGCGCCGGGCUGGCCGGUUCGAGAGCGAGUACGACCAGGCCCUCUACAGCAGCGACGACUCGGAGGCGGAGGCGGCGGACUCGGACGACGAAGUCAUCGGCCGGGCGAAGAGGCCCGCGGCCGGGCGCAAGGGCGGGAACACGUACAUCGUCGAGGAUGACAACGAGCCGCUCGAUCUGCUGGACCGCAAGGCGCUCGCCAGCAUCUCGUCGACCAAGCCGGUCAAGCUCAGGCGCGCCGGGCGGUCCAAGGCCAAGACGGACGUCGACGGCCGGCUGAUCCUGGGCGGCCAGAAUGGCGACGACGGAGGGGCCAUGGAUAUCGACGCCGAGGGGGGAGAGGAGACGGGCGUCGGCGCCUAUGUCGCGGCCCUCAAGGGCAAGGACGCGCCGAAGAAGGGCCUGCGCGGCAAGCUCAAGUGGUCCAACAAGAAGAGCCGAGACGACGACGAUGACGACGAGGACGACGGCGACGAGAUGGAGGUGGAUUCCGGUGCUGCCGCCUACAGGGCUAGGCCUGGCCACGGCAAUCGCGGGGGCCCCGUGUCUCGGGGCAGGGGUAUGGCCCGCGGCCGCGGGGGGACGCGGGCCGGCCGGGGCGGGAUCGCUUCGGGGAGGAGGGGCCUGGGAGAGGACAAGCGGUCGGGCCCGCCGAUGAAUGGCCGGGUGGGCAAGCCUAGAGCGGGAGGCAGGGGAGGAAGUCGGGGAGGAAGCAGAGGGUCGAGCAGAGGAGGAGGCAGGGGAGAUAGUAGGGGAGGAGGCCAAAGGGGCAGGGGAGGGAGGAGAUGAGAGAGCCUUCGUAAAGGCUUGGGUGUGCCAGUUGUGGCUUCUAGUUGACCGGAUCUGAUGGUUUGCUUGUGCAAUACCCACAGGACGUGAGAUGCUUUUCUUUGCCAAGAGGCUAUUUUGCUCUUACCGCGUAGAGGUACUCGGAGUCGUUUGAUAUAUAUUUCUGAACUUGGUUCUCCCAUAAACUAGCCCCAAAGGCUGUCUUAUUUACCGUGACAGGUGGUAUCCAAAUGUAUACCCUCACCAUGUCUUAUACUAC